Messenger RNA from Lentinula edodes (shiitake mushroom), 2422 nucleotides. RefSeq lists its product as uncharacterized. Bases 365 to 2356 code for a protein of 663 amino acids. The transcript is spliced from 4 exons. The record is from RefSeq and is a predicted model, not a curated record. Lineage: Eukaryota; Fungi; Basidiomycota; Agaricomycetes; Agaricales; Omphalotaceae.
GAUCAACUGGUACUUGACGUGAACAUAACACGUCCCCUCAAGCAACGGGUUCCGCUGCAGCUGGGUUCCGUUCAUACUUUUUCAACACGACUCUAGACGCUUUAAACCUUCACUGACCAGUUACUUGUGCAUGUCUUUCCCUCAACUGCACGAGUUUUUUUGCGCUGGUGUUCCCAACAGGCCCUCAAAACGCAGUGGGACCGCGUCAGUUUCCUUUCCUUUCCUACAUAAGAGUUGAGUUCGCCUGAUUGAUAUUCAUCUAUCUCCUUGGGUAAUCGCGCGCUUCGCCGAGCCUUCACUCUUGUCUUCAUCACACCUUUCUUUUCCUCUGCCCGCCCACUAUAUUUUUUCAUCCUCAUGAACGAUGCCUGGAAACCCAGAUUCUGCAAUUCAAGAAAUGCUCGAAAUUAUGCGCGACAUACGCGAUAUGAUGCAUUCUCGGGAGUUGUCAAUUCCUGCAGGACCCCGAGUUGCAGAUGAAGAUGGCGCUCCUUCCCCUCACUCUGGUACAGGCGAUGAUCUGCCUGGUAUAGAUACUACAGCAAUAUUCAAUUCAAGCGAAAAACCCCAGGAGCCUACUUGUCCUAGCUCGUCUGAGCAUUAUACAGCUCAACUCAUUUCACCGAAUCCUCCUGUUGAACUCCCUGGGGAACGACCUUCACCAAAUGCCCAAUUCACUGCAAACUCACCCACAAAUAGCAAUUCACCCCUCAAGCAUCGGUGGUUUGGCCUGAAGCAGGAGAAAGAGAGAAAGGUUCAAACACAUCCAACGGCAGCCAACUAUGAUUAUCGGGUAAAAUAUCCCAAAGAUCCACGAUAUCAUGAGCUAGAUGAAGAGGCUCGUGUUUGGUGGGUUUACUUAGAUGAGGCCAGCGACUUCGACAAUGAUAUGGUUGGUGAGCUUGGUGAUAGUCUCGAUAUCCUAUUGGUCUUUGCCGGUCUCUUUUCAGCAGUCCUCACAACUUUUGUCGCUCAGACUUCUCAAGCACUUUCCCAAGAUUAUACCCAACUUUCAUCCUCAUACCUUCAGGAGGUCACAGCGUUGCUUCGCGCUAACGGAAACGAGACUACUCUUGCGGGGAUUCCUCUUACCAGUACUGCUUUUGCUCCUGCAACUACUGAUAUAUGGUUGAAUGGACUGUGGUUCAUCAGUCUUACUCUUUCACUGUCUGUCGCUUUGUUUGCUGUCCUUGCAAAACAAUGGCUGCGACAGUAUAUGUCGAUCAUCACUGGUACGCCCCUCGAGCGUGUUUUUAUCCGUCAAUUCCGAUUCGACGGACUCAAAAAGUGGCAUGUACAGGCUAUCAUUGGUGUUCUCCCGGUUUUACUUCACAUCUCUCUUGUGUUGUUUCUCGUAGGCCUGGUAAUUUUCCUUGUACCCCUCAAUACCGUGAUGGCAUACAUUGUCGGGGUAAUCACAGCUAUAGUCAUCAUCCUUUACAUGGCUGCCAGCUGCAUCCCCCUGUUCAUUGUCCAAUGCUCAUAUCGGACAACCUUCACCGACAUACUUUAUUACGUCUACCAGCUCAUCUUGGGGGUCAAUCGCUGGAUCUUCUAUCCCCUUCGUGAUUACUUGUUCCGUUUUCGGAAAGACCGAUUUCCUCGUGAACGAGCGCCGAAAAGAAAGAAACCUAUUGUGGUUCUAAAGGAAGUUGAGCGCUCAGUAGCUUGUACUGACGAUCCGACAAGGAAUGAACCUAUGAAGCUGAAAUCCCUUCGUUGGCUCGGGGAAUCAACCACUAGUCCAUCUGCGAAAGUGAUCAUCCGACAUUCACUUGGGGCCUUCACUCAAGAAACAUCGGAUAACGAUAACCUAUACACAUUCGAUGCAUUACGCAUUCUCUACGGAUACAGGUCAAUGGUUGAUUUGAUUGUUGAAUGUAUAGACCUAUUUCAAGUAGUGGACGUCCAAGAUAAUGAUCAGCUGGAUUAUCUAGAGGGUCAAGUUCGAGCUUGUAUUCUUUAUUCUAACUGCCGUCUCAACUUCUACCAGAUGAAACUAGAUCCCAAAAUCCCCAUUCCCGACAUAACAGUUGCGUUGACGUUGUUAUCAGCUGGUGUUAUUGAAGUCCCUAUCAGCUAUGAUGGUAAAACUAUCAUGCUCCAACGCGACGACGUCUUGCCUUGGAUACUGGAUAUCUACCGCCAGUCAAAUUAUGAUAGGGAGUCCGAAUUGCAGCUUCCAGCACUUGUGUGGAAUUCGCUAUUCGAUUGGUACAGGGACAAGGUCGGGAUGGAAGUUGUGAGGCAGACAUUGCAUGGAUACCUUGGGGCACACGAAGAAUACACAUCAAAUAGUAUCCUCGAGGCCACACAAUAUCUUAGUGAUGCAAUAUACUUUAGAUACAUGGAUUAGGCUAUUAGGAAAGAAUACAUGAAUGACAUGUUUUCAAGUGAAAAUCAAUGGAACAUGAUAAAAGAG